This is a messenger RNA of Sorghum bicolor (sorghum), 1971 nucleotides long. RefSeq names its product mitogen-activated protein kinase 14-like. Gene Ontology annotation, molecular function: ATP binding; protein kinase activity. The coding region runs from base 397 to 1626 and encodes 409 amino acids. The record is from RefSeq and is a predicted model, not a curated record. NCBI's taxonomy places the organism in Eukaryota, Viridiplantae, Streptophyta, Magnoliopsida, Poales, Poaceae. The transcript is spliced from 11 exons. Gene Ontology annotation, biological process: protein phosphorylation.
CGUCGACCCACCCGCCGCCGUCGACCCACCCGACGCUCUGGCCCCAUCGUCCGGCUACCCGCCGCCGGGCACGCCACUGAUGGCGUCCGCGCUCAACCAGGUUGCAGGGGCUUCUUCGUCUCUCUCCAACCGCUCCUCAGGCGUCCGCCCUCUGAGUUCUGAUAUCUCCACGGUCGUUUCAACUCUGUCGCUGUCGGAGGAGGCGUCGUUGUCCACCCGCCCGCCGCCGGGCACGCUGUUCACGCCGUCCAGGCUCAACACCCGCUCUGGAUUUUCAUCGGCAAGCCGCUCGGUGUGGAGCUUAUACCUGGUUGCCAAGGUAAAAGAGACGAUGAGUUGGGCUGUAUCAGGCUUGUUCCUGUAUGGGAACGGGGACACUAUCGUCCUGAACUGCAGAUGGUUCCAGUUUCGCUGGACCUGGAUCUCACACAUGCAGCUCUCUUACUUUUGCAAACAAAUUAUUCUGAAAGAAUUGAGCUCAAGGUAUCAGAUGGAAAAAAUGCACCAGGAUGUGCUGUGAGAUUAUCUCUGGAUCAUAUGAAAGAAGAAGGGACUAUCACUUUGUACACACUAGAUACUAGAGAGUGGGAGAUGCUUACUCUGUAUAGAAUGGAGCUUGUUUCUAAUCAUGACCUUGAAAGAAUUAGGGUUCAUACUGGAAAAGACAGUGUCAAGUCCUCAUCUAUCGAAAGCUUUGCUGGAAAUGGGAUGACAUUUGAAAGCUACAACGCAAGCAGUAACCUGCAGAACGAGCUAUGGCAUUUUGUGAGGCAACUUUCACCACGUGAUAUCAUAGCGGACUCAGGAGGCAAAACUGUGUACAAGUGCACUCACGCUGGUACAAGGUAUGCCUUGAAGAAGAGCAAGAAUGAUAAUCCGGUUGAUGAACCAACACAAGAGGUAUGUAAUCUAGUUAGGAUGAGGAAGCGGAAGAACAAUCUACAAUUCUUUGCAGCAUGGAUUGAGUUUAAGCAGGCUGAGAGCAGAUACCGUAAGGACAUUCAUUCAGUGUGUAUUCUAACUGAGUUGCUUUCAAGAUCCCUGGACGAUAUCCUAGAGUCUGAAAAUAUGACAGACAGAACGAGAGCAAACUUCAUAUUCAAGCAGAUAGUCCUUGGGGUGGAUGAAAUUCAUAAGGAAGGUUUUAUACACAGAGAUCUAAAACCAGCCAACAUAGCAAUUAAUGAUGACAGCUUGGAGAUAUCAAUUAUUGAUUUCGAAACUGCGUGUAAGAAGCCAAUGGAGGGAGAACUAGUCUUCGACGCUGAACCUGUGGGCACUGAAGGCUAUUGUGACCCUGUUCUGACCAUGAACAUUCUUGUUGGCUACAAUGAGCUUGUGGAUAUAUUUAGCUUAGGAAUCAUUUAUUUUCUUUUGGGUAUCAAGGAUGCAUCGAAAAGGAGGAAGUCUCACAAACAAUUGCUUAAAAGCCUUCGAUACAGUCACAUGGGGAAAAACCCCACCAGUGCCUUAGCCAAUCGUGAGCUCUUUGCUCAGUGGCCUGGGAAUGUGGCCUUGCUGCUAGAAAUGCUGCGUUCAGAUUUCAAGAACAGACCUACAGCACAAGAUAUUCUGUCCAUACUAGCAGAGACCAAUGAAAACGCAGAGACAACAGAUAAUCUUUGAUUACAGGGAAAUGUACAGCAACAAACGAUGACAGCACUCUGAUUUCAGACCACUUCCUGCGUACAAGGUUCUGGUUCCAAGAUAGCAAAUGACAUAGUAUCUCUGUAUACUAUAUACAUGUUCUCAUGGUCGGAACAAGACAUACAGCUUGAGUGAUCAUCUUUCCGAUGAUUCCAUUUUUUCAUGUAUGGAGUUCUUACUCCUAGGAUAACCAGCUACGGACUCAGAAACUUUGCCACACCUACAUACAUGCAUACCAUCUUCUAUUAUAUGGUAUAUGUACUUGAUGCAUAACAUCUUAUAUACUAUAUGACAUACUAGACGCGGUGUCCUUAUCCUUCAUCA